UGGGAUGUUUAUGGGAUGUUUGUACAAACACUGUUGCAACUUGCAUCCCAUCAGCUGCGUGGAAUUCGUUUUCUCAAGGUCACGAGAGAGUUGAAGUGAACGACGACGGUUGCAAGUUCAUAUACAAAAUAUAAUGAUGACUGAAUCAAUCAAGAAGAUGAAAUUUUACUCAAAGCUCCCUUCAAAACCUUUUUGCCUUGAACUACUGGAUACUGAAGCAUGUUGAUUUUGAAACAUUGUGUCUUGGCUGGACAGUCUAUUUACAUUGAGAUGAAUACAUGAUUCCUGUCACCACAUACAUACUAAAAGCCAUGGAUGAUUGUGUCCUGGACAACAUGUCUGCAAUAUAACUACAAUUCUGACAGAAACAUGACAUUAAGCAGGUACACAAACCUAACUUCUUAACUUACAGCUAGAAACUCUUUCAAAUCAUGACCAAAUUGCUUCCAGCAGAAGAUAACUUAACUUCAUCUAUUUUUCCUGAAAACUGUCCAAAUUGCAGUGUGAUAUCUUCUUUUGAGAUAGGUGUCACAAAGACACUAGCCUUAGGCUUGGUGCUGAUGGUCUUUAUAAUAUUCGGUGUGAUGGGCAACAUCCUGGUCAUCCUCUCCGUGGCAUGCCAUCGCCAUCUUCGCUCUGUAACGCAUUACUUUAUUGCCAAUCUUGCUGUAGCAGACCUGCUUCUGAGCUCUGUGGUGGUACCUUUCUCUGCUGUCUCUGAAGCCUUGGACCGCUGGGUGUUCGGCCAUACUUUAUGUAAUGCCUGGACUGCGCUUGACGUGCUGUGCAGCACAGCCUCAAUCCUUAGCCUUUGCGUUAUCUCUGUGGAUCGUUGUGUGGCGGUCAGUUUCCCGCUGAGAUACACUUUCCUAGCCACAAGACAGAGGGCACUGGCCGCAGUCGCAGCUCUCUGGGCCCUUUCGGCUGCCAUAUCUGUCGGCCCACUGUUUGGAUGGAGAGAGCCCAUGCCGGAGGAUGAAUCAGUGUGCAGAGUCAACGAGGAACCAGGGUACGCAAUCUUCUCUGCUGCGUGCUCCUUCUACGUGCCGUUGGCGGUGAUUUUGGCAAUGUACUGUAGGGUGUACGUGGUGGCCCGGCACAAAACUCGCUCCAUGAAUAAGGGAUGGCAGACUAAUGGGUUAACGGAGCAUGGGGAGACACUGCGGAUUCACUGUCGCAAAGCUCAGGAUGCUGCGGGGAAGGAAGGAGCCAUGCGAUCAAGGCAGUCACACUUUACUUUCAUGCGUCUGCUGAAGUUUUCCCGGGAGAAGAAGGCAGCCAAGACUCUGGGGAUUGUGGUGGGCUGCUUCGUGCUCUGCUGGCUGCCUUUUUUUGUAGUACUGCCAAUAAGCUCCAUCUCCCACUCCCAUAGACCCUCAGAGACUGUCUUUAAAAUUACUUUCUGGCUUGGCUACUUCAACAGCUGCCUCAACCCCAUCAUCUACCCAUGCUUCAGCCAGGAGUUCAAGAAGGCUUUCCAGAAUGUUCUUCAUGGCCAUUGCCUCAACAGAACGCCCUGGAGCCCCCCGGCAGGCCAUUGUCGAAGCCCAAUUACCCUGCAUGACCCCAAACCAGACUCACCCUUCAACCUCGCCCUGCCUUCACAGGGUUCACCAUCUAGAUCUGCUGACUCAGCAGCAUGCUGGAUGUCUAAUAAGGCAUCACCUACCACUGUGGCACUGACUGAGCAUUCCUGUACUGCACAUGGCCAUGGUAUGUGUGUACUGAAGACCUGCUGCUUCAGUACCACUGAGAAAUCUGCAUGCUCUGGCAUGGAACUGCAUGCAACUACAGUACCCUCUCUGACUAAGGUUCAUCAGGUUACUAUAGGUGACAUGGAAGGUGAGGCUAUAUGAAAUGUUUCAGAAAUAAUUUCAGUCUCUAAAGAGAACUUUUAAAUAGGCAUUUUACAAAGAACAAAACAUUAUGAAACUUGGAAAGCUUCUGUAGAAGGGUACACAAUGUCAGAAGGCUCUGCAUUUGAGGGAUCUCUUGUACACGUAUGCCACCUAAUGGCAAA
Molecule: messenger RNA, 2020 nt
Organism: Xyrauchen texanus (razorback sucker)
Lineage: Eukaryota; Metazoa; Chordata; Actinopteri; Cypriniformes; Catostomidae
Gene: adra1ab
Product: adrenoceptor alpha 1Ab
Exons: 3
Coding region: 432-1856 (474 amino acids)
Biological process (GO): phospholipase C-activating G protein-coupled receptor signaling pathway; positive regulation of cytosolic calcium ion concentration; cell-cell signaling
Cellular component (GO): membrane
Molecular function (GO): alpha1-adrenergic receptor activity
Source: RefSeq, a predicted model, not a curated record